GUGCUACCACGCCUCUGGCGCAGGCGCGGUGGUUUGUGUGGCGGUGUCUGCCUGGGCGAAGUUCCCUGGGAUUACGGCACAAGCGCACCCCUGUGCCGGGGUGUCAUGGAAGGGCUGCUGACAAGAUGCAGAGCACUGCCCUCCCUGGCUACCUGCAGCCAUCAACUCUCGCAGUAUGCUCCUCAGAGGUUUCACCACUGUGCCCCCGGGAGAGGGAAGCGCUUGGUGCUGUCCCGCAUGUUCCAGCCCCAGAAACUUCGGGAAGACCAGGUGCUCUCUCUUGAGGGCAGAUCUGGUGACCUGACCUGUAAGAGCCAGCGGCUGAUGCUGCAGGUGGGCCUCAUCCACCCGGCAAGCCCCGGAUGUUACCACCUCCUGCCUUACACUGUCCGCGCCAUGGAGAAGCUGGUGCGGGUGAUAGAUCAGGAGAUGCAGACUAUCGGGGGACAGAAGGUCAACAUGCCCAGCCUCAGCCCAGCAGAGCUAUGGCGAGCCACCAACCGAUGGGACUCAAUGGGCAGGGAGCUGCUGAGACUUAGAGACAGACAUGGCAAGGAAUACUGCUUAGGACCAACCCAUGAGGAAGCCAUUACAGCCCUGGUCGCCUCCCAGAAGAGACUGUCCUACAAGCAGCUCCCGUUCCUGCUGUACCAGGUGACGAGGAAGUUUCGGGAUGAGCCCAGACCCCGCUUUGGUCUUCUCCGCGGCCGAGAGUUUUACAUGAAGGACAUGUACACCUUCGACUCCUCCCCCGAGGCCGCCCAGCUGACCUACAGCCUGGUGUGUGAUGCCUACAGCAGCCUGUUCAACAGGCUGGGGCUGCGAUGUGUCAAGGUCCAGGCUGAUGUGGGCAGCAUCGGGGGCACAAUGUCCCACGAGUUCCAGCUGCCGAUGGACGUUGGAGAGGACCGACUUGUGCUGUGUCCCAGCUGCCACUUCUCUGCCAACGUGGAGACUCUGGACUCGUCACGGACCAACUGCCCUGCUUGCCAGGGGCCACUGACUGAAACCAAAGGCAUCGAGGUAGGGCACACGUUUUACCUGGGCACCAAGUACUCCUCUAUUUUUAAUGCCCAAUUCACUAAUGUCCACGGCAAGCCCUCCCUGGCUGAAAUGGGGUGUUACGGCUUGGGCGUGACACGGAUCUUGGCUGCUGCCAUUGAAGUUCUCUCUACAGAAGACUGCAUCCGCUGGCCUGGCCUCCUGGCCCCUUACCAAGUCUGCCUCAUCCCCCCCAAGAAGGGCAGUAAGGAGGAGGCGGCCGCAGAGCUCGCGGGGCAUCUUUACGACCGUAUCACAGAGGCGGUGCCACAGCUCCAAGGGGAGGUCCUACUGGAUGACAGGACUCAUCUGACCAUUGGAAACAGACUGAAGGAUGCCAACAAGUUCGGCUACCCCUUUGUAAUCAUCGCUGCCAAGAGGGCCCUGGACGACCCUGCACAUUUUGAGGUUUGGUGCCAGAAUACCGGAGAGGUGGUUUUCCUUACCAGAGAGGGAGUCCUGGAAUUACUGAGCCAAGUGCAGGUUGUCUGAACCAUCCCCGGGACCCCUCCCACUAUAUCUCACAGCCUUGGUGUUCACUGAAACGCUGCCUUUCCUGUACUGCUUUCCGGAGCCGGUCUCCCCAGAAACAGAGCAGCUUGUGGAAAGUGAGACCAUGUUAGGAAAGCCAGUUGUAGUCAUUUGUUCGGACUAUUUGUAUUUAAAGUUGUUAACUUGAUCCCUUUGUCUGGGCUGGCCGUGCCGCCACAUACCCUAUCUUUCAUAUUCCACUGUGGAAGCUUCUGUUUGGAGGUAGUGGCUGGAAGGAGCCAAGUUGUCAUCUUGGCCCUCAGGAGAGUCACUUCCCUUCUCUCAGCAGUUUCCUACACCACAUGUAGGUUGGGGGCUUCCUGAUGGCCGGUACCCUCCCAGCUCCAGCAGUCUAACCUUGGGCCUCUUGCUGCCUUCAGUCCAGAGAGGCAGCCUGCCAGUCUUCCUCCUCUGAGAAGUGGGCUGAGGGUCUGGGGACAAGAAUCAGGACACCUGGCUGCCACCGACUCACCAGUGACUUGGACAUGACCCCCUCCCCUGCUGGGGCCUUCGAGUUUCCCCAUCUGUGAUGUGAGAAAAUGGAACUAGAUCUGUAAAGUCCUCACAGCUGACUGGCUUGUUCCUCGAGAGGUUCAUGACAGGCAGAUCUGGUUCCUCUGAUCCUCCAUCGUUUAAACUACCCGGAAAAUGAAAACAAUUGGCUAAUGGCCCCCAAACCACCUCCAGAGACCUGGCUGUCCCUCUUAAGUUGGCCUGGCACUGAGAUCAUGUUAUAUUGAUUGAAUAAAGUCAGACUAUUGGGGUGAGGUUUGCAUGUUAAUUGGAAACAGUGGUAACACCUGCCAAGUUAACAGUGCAGCAGCUUCUUGCCUGGAAACUCCUUUUUCUACUUCUCCACUGGAUAAAAGAAAAAAUUGGGUGACUGGAAAAUGCGUGUUAUACCAUUUCUUCCCUCAAGUGUCUGCAGGCUUCCAGUGCUACAGUGACUGCCCUGGCUGCAGAGUUGGAUCCUAGAGCCAUGCAUGAUGGAGGUGAAUUAUUAGUAGAGGGUCACUGCCUGAAUGCUGGGGAGAACUGGCAGCAAGCUUGAGCUUUCAUUGCUCCUGCCCCCAGGAGCAGGAUCAGCUUCUCCAUCCUCAGCCCCUGCUGUCACGGCUUGUCCGUACCUAAGGAGAAUCUUUCAGGGCUAAGCUCAAAGCCAUCACCUCCUGAAACAUGCUCGGCAGCUCCUGGCAACGGUUUCUGUCUUUGGCAUCCCCUGUCUCUCCUACUAGUACUGACACCUUCUCACUCGGCGCGCACAGCUCACUGUAUGGCUGCUAGCCUCUUGUCAUUGAUGGUCAGCUCCCUGAGGCUGGGGUCCUAGGCUGACUCCUAGUGUACUGAAGUGUUGUCUUGGCCUGUUGUUCUAUCUGCCAAACAGCUUCCCAGCAGCUUGUGACCCCUGAUCCUGCCAGAGUAACCUCACCCCCAGCACACACCAUCAGGGUUCCUAAUGAAUGUAGACACCAGGCCCUAAUGACUCCCAGGCUACCACUGGGCUCUGGGCCAGCAUUCAGGCCAGGAGACGGGAUUCUGAGAGCAAACCUAGAGAGGCUGGAUUGUAAGACAAGGCUCCUACUCUUGGGUGCACAAUGGAAUCCCCUGGGUCCCACCCCAAGGUUCUGUUCUGGGGUGUGGCUUGGGCGUCAGCAGUUAUUAAAAUUCCCGAUGAUUCUAAUUCACCAACGUUGUGGAACAUCCUCUGAGCCCACUUUGCAGGGUUGAAUGUUUGAGUCAUUUCAGUUGUGCAUUAUCAGGUUGACGUGAGCUCUCUGCUUUCAGCACUUAUAUAUACUAUAUUCAGAUCUUAAAACUGUGCAAGGCAAGUGCUGUGAAAUCCUCAUUUUACAGAUGAAGAAACUGGAAGCUCCAUUUAAGCAGUUUAAGAAUGCACAGCUAUUAAUGUAUCAGAGCUAGAAUCUGGGUACUGACCAAAACCUGUGCCUGUCUCACUAUACUGCAUGGCCUCUGCCUGGACAAAAUGAUUGCAGUAAGUAAAAUGGAUUAUGUAUGUCUGAUCAACUUAGCCUGAAGUAGAGAAAUUAGAAUUACGUGCAAAUGAGCACUUUCAAUAUUUUUUUAAAUUUAAAUUUGUGCUACAUAAGCAUACUUUAUGGAAGGCUAGCCUAAUGUAAGAAUAAGCACUUCUAAAAAUCAGCUUCAGGGAAUAGGGAACUAGUUAAUUUAAAACUCUCAUAAAUGUGUAUGAUAUGGAAUGAUUUUAGGGUAAGGUAGAAUCAUGGAACUUUAGAACAGGAGAGCUUGCAGCCUGCUUGUCCAGCCCUCACUUCACAGAUGGGAGACAAGCCUGCAGUGGGAAUUAACCUGCUGCAACCCAUCUGACUGGCAAAACUGCCUGAUUGCAGACCAGGUGCUGCAUCUCCUGAAUUAGGCUACCUCGGGUAAAUCUUGUUGCCGGGAGUGACGGCUGGUUGAGUCAGCAUUUGAGCUACAGGGGCCUUUAUGUUUGAAAGAGAUACCCAUUUUCCAAGGGAGACGCAUACAAGGAGCACAGUUAUUUGCUCAACAUCCAGCUGAACUGAAACCCAGGUGUCUUGAUGACUUAUCAAGUGUUUUUUACGGUAGCCAGGGGCAGUAUAAUUUGGUGGAAAGAUUAGGACCUUGAAUAGACAAUCAGUUCUCCACUUAGCAGGUAUAUGAUCAUAGACAAAUAACUCGUCUUUUGUGCAUCUCAGAUUCUUCAUCUGUGAGAUGCUUUCACAAUGGCACCCACGCUUCCUUGGGUUGUCUGAGGGUUGGCUGAGCUGACUUAUAUGAAAAGCUUAACCCCUAGUGUGCUUUCUGGAACUAUGAUGACUUGCAUGGGAUGACUUAGGAAAUAAUCCAUUGGGAGCUCAGGUUCUGCUGUUAACAUCGAGACCUGGGUUUUGUUUGUUUGUUAUGUUGCUUCACAACUUUCCUGGGGAGUGGCACGAACAAGAAUUAAGUGACAUCUGCAGAAUGGUUCCAUCUCCUUAGAGGAAAGACAGAAAUAUUCAAACCGUGUACAUUCCUCUAUCCUUUCUGAACUUGCCAACAUUACUUCUUGCCAUAAAUUGAUGAAAUGGGGUUGCUGGCAAAAUAACAGGUACAGGCUGUAUUAUCAUUGCUCAUUCCUUGGGGAGAUGGAGAAGCAACUGGCUGGGAAAUAUUUAACAGAAUUAAUACUUGGGGACAAAGGCUGGUGUAUAACAAAACCAUCGUGUAAAUCAAGCCUCGAAUGUAAAUCAAGGGCCCCGUUAAUAUUCGGUGUUUUAAUGGAAGAAACACCUGCUGGGCUAUCAAUAAAGGAGCU
Molecule: messenger RNA, 4870 nt
Organism: Odocoileus virginianus texanus
Lineage: Eukaryota; Metazoa; Chordata; Mammalia; Artiodactyla; Cervidae
Gene: PARS2
Product: prolyl-tRNA synthetase 2, mitochondrial
Biological process (GO): prolyl-tRNA aminoacylation
Cellular component (GO): mitochondrion; cytoplasm
Molecular function (GO): ATP binding; proline-tRNA ligase activity
Source: RefSeq, a predicted model, not a curated record